Molecule: messenger RNA, 489 nt
Organism: Microthlaspi erraticum
Lineage: Eukaryota; Viridiplantae; Streptophyta; Magnoliopsida; Brassicales; Brassicaceae
Source: the annotation of a GenBank genome assembly
AUGGCUCCGAUUGCUGUCGCCGAUGUUAUACCAAACGGAACCAUCUCCUUCUUCGACGAGAAUGAUCAGCUCCAGACUGUUUCCGUCCACUCUCUCGCCGCCGGUAAGAAGGUCAUCCUCUUCGGUGUCCCUGGUGCUUUCACUCCCACAUGCAGCAUGCAGCAUGUGCCUGGAUUCAUUGAGAAAGCAGAGGAGCUGAAAUCAAAGGGUGUUGAUGAGAUCAUUUGCGUUAGCGUGAACGAUCCAUUUGUGAUGAAGGCAUGGGGAAAGACAUACCCAGAGAACAAGCAUGUGAAGUUUGUGGCAGAUGGUUCAGGUGAAUACACACAUCUUCUUGGACUUGAGCUUGAUUUGAAGGACAAGGGUCUUGGUGUUAGGUCAAGGAGGUUUGCUCUGUUGAUCGAUAACCUCAAGGUGACUGUCGCUAACGUCGAGUCCGGUGGCGAGUUCACAGUUUCGAGCGCCGAUGAUAUCAUCAAGUCUCUUUGA